AUGCAAGAAAAUUCAAAUGCAUGUAUAUAUGCACCAAAAUAUAAUUUUCAUGGCUUUAAUCUCCUUGUUCAAUACGGAAACGUGAACGUUACAGGUCGGGUUUUACAUUACACUACCUCAGAGUUGAUUUCAGAUGGCACUGAUCAUGAUCAAACCGGAGAGAAAGGAUCAUCUUUCUUGCAUCUCAAAGGAAUCGAUGAUUUUCCUGAAGAACACUGUGAGCAAAUGUACGGGUUCUUGCCAUGUUCGGAAAAUCUCCUAGGUCACCUCUUCCUCAUUUUGGUUUAUGAAUACUUGCUAUUUCACGGAGAAUCGUAUGUUUCUUCUGGAGGAAAACGGAUUUUUCAGAUUCUGGGUCCUGGCAUCUUCGGUGCAAGUGCUUUCCAAGUUCUUGGUUUCCUUCCUGAGUCAUUGAUACUUCUCGUAUCUGGACUAUCAGACACAAAAGAUGGAGCUGAAGAGUAUGUCUUAACUGGAGUUGGCUUACUAGCUGGAUCAGCUAUAUUCCUUCUCACUUUACUGUGGGGAACUUGUGUCAUGAUUGGUAGUCGAAAAUUUUCUUCAGAAUCUGGUUCAACCACUUCGAUGAUUAAUGAUCCUACGCAAAAUCAAUUCCGAAAACUGAUUUCAUUAUGCACUGGUUCUGGUGUAACUACAGAUGAAGAGACGAGUCAAGCAGCCAAAAUUAUGCUUCUUUCUGUUAUACCAUUCACAUUCAUCCUAAUCCCAGGAUUAUUUGGUGCAAAUUUGUCUCGGGGAUAUAUCUUCACGAUUGCUCUUCCUGGAUCGGUUUUGUUCUUGAUUGUAUACUUCAUUUACCAGGUGUUUGAGCCUUCAAUACAAAAAAGAAGAUUAUCAUACGUGAAACACGAGCAUUUAGUUGUAGACAUACUAAAACAUCUACAGGAGCACACUGCGGAUAAGAUACUCAAUGAAGAUGGUUCAGCAAAUCUAGCAACUAUAAAAGGUCUAUUUUCAAAGAUCGAUCAAGAUGGUGACAGCUACAUAUCUUUUCCUGAACUAAAAGCAAUUCUACAAGAUAUUAAGUUCAGGAAAUUAACUUGGAGCAAGGAUAGAACAUUGGAAGAAAUAAUGAAAGAAUUCGAUACAGAUGGUGAUAGUAAAGUAACUAUGGACGAAUUCGUCCAUGGAUUCAUAAAUUGGCUUGAUGAGACAAAGAAUGCAGUGAAUAAACGCUCAUUCCGCUCAAUUAACUCGUGGAAGGACUUGUAUCAGAUUAUCCAACCAUGGGUUCAGAGUAAAAAGAAAGAAGAAGAGAUGAUGAAGAUCCUGGUAUCUGAAAUUAUCAGACAUGUCCAAAGGUUACCAUUAGGUAACUUCUACAACGAAGAUGGGACGCCAAAUAUAUCCGCAAUAAAAGGGUUGUUUGAAAGAAUUGAUCUUGAUAAAGAUAAUUUUAUAUCACAAUCUGAAUUGAAGAGAUUGAUCAUGGAAGUCGAUUUUCAGAAAGUACCAGAGAAUGUAGAUGAAGCAACAGCUAAAAUAAUGCAAGAUCUCGAUGAAAGUGGGGAUCAGCAGAUUGAUUUAGAUGAAUUCAUAAAUGGAUUUAGAAAUUGGCUCAACUCAUCCAAUGAUGAAAUCAUCCCCAUGUCGCCUGGGUCUAAAACGGAUGCAUCCGAAAAACCAUGGGAAAGAUGGGUUGAUGAUGAUGGUGUUGAUAGAUCGAGCUGGGCAUGGACAAAGGCUAUAACAUCCUUGGUGCUUGGGAUAACCAUGUUAGCACUUCUGGCUGAACCUCUGAUACACAGUGUGCACGAUGUUUCUACUGCUGCAAACAUACCAUCAUUUUUCAUAUCUUUUAUCCUCGUCCCCUUAGCCACAAAUGCACGUGCAGCAAUCUCAGCCAUCCAAACUGCAAGCCAAAGAAACGAACGAACUACUUCCUUGACAUUCUCCGAGUUAUACGAUGGAGUGUUCAUGAACAAUGUUCUUGGAUUUUCCGUGCUUUUGGCGGUCAUAUAUUUUCGAGGCUUGACAUGGGACUUCUCUGCGGAAGUGUUGAUUGUUUUGAUAGUUUGUAUCAUUAUGGGUACGGCAACUAGCUUUAGAUCGAAGUUCCCCAUUUGGACAUCUUUCAUAGCAUACCUGCUCUAUCCAUUAUCGUUGGUAUUCGUUUAUCUUGUUAAUAGAUUCUAAUGCGAAAAUAAAUUUUUUUGUAUUGUUAUAUUCAUAUAUCUUCUUAUUAGAUUUUAAUGGGAUUUUUUUUGUAUAGAUGUAUUCAUUCAUAAAAUCUUUUGGUCAUUGUGUC
Messenger RNA from Lactuca virosa, 2269 nucleotides. Lineage: Eukaryota; Viridiplantae; Streptophyta; Magnoliopsida; Asterales; Asteraceae. The record is from the annotation of a GenBank genome assembly.